Molecule: messenger RNA, 4850 nt
Organism: Medicago truncatula (barrel medic)
Lineage: Eukaryota; Viridiplantae; Streptophyta; Magnoliopsida; Fabales; Fabaceae
Product: ABC transporter G family member 35
Exons: 22
Coding region: 142-4542 (1466 amino acids)
Cellular component (GO): membrane
Molecular function (GO): ABC-type transporter activity; ATP binding; ATP hydrolysis activity
Source: RefSeq, a predicted model, not a curated record
UUAUGCAGCCCACGAAAGGAAACACAAGACUGCAGCAAGAGAAAUCCUAUAUUGAUGGCACAAUCAAGGGGAGAGGUGUUGGAGGAUUAAAUAGUUCUCAUCUUUUUUCUUUGUAGAAGAAUUAAUUAAGGAGAAACAAAAAUGGAAGGGAGUUUAAGUAGAAGCAUAAGUAGGAGUUUAAGCAGGUCAAGUUGGAGAAUGGAGGGAGUGUUUGCUAGUGGAAGAUAUUCAAGAAGGACUUCUAAUCUUGAUGAAGAUGAAGAAGCUCUCAAAUGGGCUGCCAUAGAGAAAUUGCCUACUUAUGAUAGACUAAGAACAAGUAUACUUCAAACAUAUGCAGAAGAAUAUGGUGAUCAAGAUCAUCCAAACAAAGUGCAACAUAGAGAAGUUGAUGUUAGGAAAUUAGAUGUCAAUGAAAGACAACAAUUUAUUGACAAAAUCUUUAAGGUUGCUGAAGAAGAUAAUCAAAAGUAUCUUAGCAAGUUCAGAAACAGAAUUGAUAAGGUUGGUAUUAAACUCCCAACAGUAGAGGUGAGGUUUGAAAAUCUAAGCAUUGAGGCUGAUUGUUAUGUUGGAAGCAGAGCUUUGCCAACCUUACCAAAUGUUACAUUGAAUAUGGUUGAAUCUGCUCUCCGCAUUUUUGGUAUUAGUACUGCCAAGAGAACAAAACUCACCAUACUUAAAAAUGUUUCUGGCAUUAUUAAACCUUCAAGGAUGACCCUUUUGCUAGGACCUCCUUCUUCAGGGAAAACGACCCUAUUACUAGCUUUGGCUGGAAAAUUGGACACUGACUUGAGGGUAGAAGGAGAAAUCUCUUACAAUGGUUACAAGCUUAAUGAAUUUGUCCCUAGAAAGACUUCAGCCUAUAUUAGCCAAAAUGAUGUACAUUUGGGUGAAAUGACUGUAAAAGAAACCAUGGAUUUCUCAGCUAGAUGCCAAGGAGUUGGAACACGAUAUGACCUAUUGUCGGAACUUGCUAGAAGGGAAAAGGAUGCAGGGAUAUUUCCAGAGGCAGAACUAGACCUUUUCAUGAAGGCUACUGCAAUGGAAGGAACAGAAAGCAGUCUCAUUACUGACUAUACUCUUAAAAUACUAGGGCUUGAUAUAUGCAAAGAUACCAUUGUGGGUGAUGAAAUGCAAAGAGGCAUAUCUGGUGGCCAAAAAAAGCGUGUCACAACAGGUGAGAUGAUUGUUGGUCCUACAAAAACAUUGUUCAUGGAUGAAAUAUCAACUGGUCUUGAUAGUUCCACAACAUAUCAGAUAGUGAAAUGUUUGCAACAAGUUGUUCACCUCACUGAAGCAACCAUAUUCAUGUCCUUACUUCAACCUGCUCCUGAGACAUUUGAUCUCUUUGAUGAUAUUAUCUUAAUAUCAGAGGGUCAGAUAGUAUAUCAAGGCUCACGUGACCAUGUCCUUCAAUUCUUUGAGUCAUGUGGGUUUAAAUGUCCUGAGAGAAAAGGAACUGCAGAUUUCUUGCAAGAGGUUACUUCAAGGAAAGAUCAAGAACAAUACUGGUCAAACAGAAACAUACAAUACCGUUAUAUAACAGUAACUGAGUUUGCAAACAGUUUCAAACAUUUCCAUGUUGGAACACAGCUUCAAAAUGAACUAUCUCUACCAUUUGACAAGUCAACAGGACAUAGAGCAUCUCUUGUUUUCAAGAGAUACACUGUCUCUAAAAUGGGACUUCUCAAAGCAUGUUGGGACAAAGAAUGCCUUUUAAUAAAGAGAAACUCUUUUAUUUACAUAUUCAAGUCAGUUCAAAUAUGCAUUAUUGCUGUGAUAUGUGGAACAGUUUUUAUAAGGACUAAAAUGCAUCAAAGAAAUGAGGGUGAUGCAUCUGUUUAUAUUGGUGCAAUUUUGUUUACUAUGAUUAUGAACAUGUUCAAUGGUUUCUCUGAGUUGCCACUCACAAUUGCAAGACUUCCUGUGUUCUACAAACAUAGAGAUCACCUUUUUCAUCCUCCAUGGACUUACACUCUCCCUAAUUUUCUUCUAAGGAUUCCUAUUUCCAUUUUUGAGGCUAUAGUUUGGGUUCUUAUUACAUAUUACACAAUUGGAUUUGCACCUGAAGCUAGUAGGUUCUUCAAGCACUUGUUGUUGGUGUUUCUUGUUCAACAAAUGGCAGCUGGGAUGUUCAGGGUAAUAUCUGGAGUUUGUAGGACAAUGAUCAUUGCCAACACUGGUGGAUCACUCAUGCUUCUUCUUGUUUUCCUACUUGGAGGUUUCAUCCUUCCUAAACGUGACGUUCCAAAUUGGUGGGUGUGGGGCUAUUGGGUUUCUCCAUUGUCUUAUGCUUUCAAUGCAUUUUCUGUGAAUGAAAUGUUUGCUCCUAGGUGGAGCAAACCGUCUUCAGAUGGUUUUAACUCAUUGGGUGUAGCCACAUUAAAUAUCUUUGAUGUUUAUUCAGAAGAAAAUUGGUACUGGAUAGGUGUAGCAGCUCUUCUUGGUUUCACUGUUUUCUAUAAUGUUCUAUUCACCCUUGCACUUAUGUACCUAAACCCUGUUGGAAAGAAACAAGCAAUUAUAUCAGAAGAAGAAGCAAGUGAAAUGGAAACUGGAGGAGAUUCCAAGGAGGAACCUAGACUUGCGAGGAAGGAGUCCAACAAAGGGAAUAACACAAAAGAAGUAGCAAUGCAGAGAAUGGGUAGUAGAGAUAAUCCAACACUUGAGUCAGCCACUGGAGUUGCUCCAAAGAGAGGAAUGGUUCUUCCUUUUCAACCACUUGCAAUGUCUUUUGAUAGUGUUAAUUACUAUGUCGAUAUGCCAGCUGAAAUGAAAGAGCAAGGAGUAACAGAUAAUAGGCUACAAUUGCUUAGAGAAGUAACUGGUGCAUUCAGGCCUGGAGUUCUAACGGCUUUAAUGGGAGUUAGUGGAGCUGGAAAGACAACUUUGAUGGAUGUUUUAGCUGGAAGGAAGACAGGUGGUUACAUUGAAGGAGAUGUUAGAAUCUCUGGCUUCCCUAAGAAUCAAGAAACAUUUGCAAGAAUUUCUGGAUACUGCGAACAAACCGAUAUCCAUUCACCACAAGUUACUGUCAGAGAAUCUGUGAUUUACUCGGCUUUCCUUAGGUUACCUAGAGAAGUCAGUAGUGAGGAAAAAAUGAAAUUUGUGGAUGAAGUAAUGGAUUUGGUGGAGCUGGAUAAUCUUAGCGAUGCCAUAGUUGGACUUCCAGGUGUUACAGGGUUGUCAACCGAACAACGAAAAAGGCUAACAAUAGCGGUUGAGCUUAUUGCUAAUCCUUCAAUCAUUUUCAUGGAUGAACCAACUUCAGGUCUUGAUGCAAGAGCUGCAGCAAUUGUUAUGAGGACAGUGAGAAACACUGUUGACACUGGAAGAACAGUUGUCUGCACAAUUCACCAGCCUAGUAUCGAUAUCUUUGAAGCCUUCGACGAGCUCCUUUUGAUGAAGAGAGGAGGGCAAGUGAUCUACUCAGGACCAUUAGGAAGGAAUUCACACAAGAUUAUAGAAUAUUUUGAGGCAAUUCCAGGAGUCCCUAAAAUUAAGGAGAAGUACAAUCCAGCAACAUGGAUGUUAGAGGUAAGCUCAAUAGCAGCUGAAGCUAGGCUUGGAAUGGACUUUGCUGAAUACUACAAAACAUCGACAUUGCAUCAGAGAAACAAAGCUCUUGUAAGUGAGUUAAGUACACCACCACCAGGAGCAAAAGAUGUAUAUUUCUCCACUCAGUUUUCUCAGUCAACUUUUGGACAAUUUAAAUCAUGUCUAUGGAAGCAAUGGUUGACUUAUUGGAGGAGUCCAGAUUACAACCUUGUCAGAUAUUUCUUCACCUUGACAGCAGCUCUCAUGGUAGGGACAGUGUUUUGGAAAGCCGGCGAGAAAAGGGGUAGCACAGCUGACUUGAACAUGAUCAUAGGAGCAUUAUAUGGUUCUAUAUUUUUUGUUGGUGUAAACAAUUGUCAAACAGUUCAACCGGUUGUAUCCGUUGAAAGAACUGUAUUCUAUCGAGAAAGAGCUGCUGGAAUGUAUUCUGCUUUACCUUACGCCCUUGCUCAGGUUAUUUGUGAAAUACCAUAUGUUUUUGGUCAAACUAUAUUUUUCUCAGUCAUAGUGUAUCCUAUGGUGAGCUUUGAAUGGAAAGUGGCGAAGGUGUGUUGGUUCUUCUUUGUGAGCUUCUUCUCUUUCUUGUACUUCACAUAUUAUGGGAUGAUGACGGUUUCCAUUACACCAAACCACCAAGUAGCAGCAAUCUUUGGAGCAGCAUUCUAUGGACUCUUCAAUCUCUUUUCUGGUUUUUUUAUCCCAAGACCAAAAAUUCCUAAAUGGUGGGUUUGGUAUUAUUGGAUUUGUCCAGUAGCAUGGACAGUGUAUGGAUUAAUUGUGUCACAGUAUAGAGAUGUGACAAUAGGCAUAAGUGUGCCUGGGGAGACUAAUAAAACUGCAAUCAACAAGUAUAUUGAAGAUUAUUAUGGAUUCGAUCCUGAUUUCAUGGGACCAGUUGCUGCGGUUUUGGUUUCUUUCGCUAUAUUUUUUGCCUUUAUAUUUGCCUUCUGCAUCAAGGCAUUGAACUUCCAAACCAGAUAAAAAGAAAGUCAGAUUCUUGAGAGUUUUACCAAUGAAAGUACCUUAUUUAUGUGUGUAUACAUAGCUAUUAGCUAAGGACAACACAUUUCGUAUCGAUUAUAGGCAAAUAUCAUAGCAAGCUUUGCUAAAGAUUAAGUUUUGAAGGUCAUUUGGUACAUGUAAGUUAUGUUGAUCAUGUAAUUUUGAUAUUGUUUGCUUCCCUACACAUAAGAAAUGUUUUACUUUAUUAUGUCAUCUUUUAAAACAAACCAUUGUCAACACUUAUUUUUGUAGUAAUUUGGGGAGAGAUUUAGAUAUUCAAUUUUAAA